Messenger RNA from Knipowitschia caucasica, 600 nucleotides. Lineage: Eukaryota; Metazoa; Chordata; Actinopteri; Gobiiformes; Gobiidae. The record is from the annotation of a GenBank genome assembly.
AUGCCUAGGAGCAUCCUCAUCGCGCCUCUGUCACACUCCACUGGCAGAAUGCUGUGGAGAAUCACUCUUCCUGUGCUGCUAGCGGGGGUCCUCUGCAUCACAGCAGACAGCAGGAAGUCUCGCCCACAGGGCUCCAUCCCGUCUCCCUACAAGAACAAAGGAAACCUGUCCUCAGAGCGCCAUCGCCUGCUGCAGAAGAAGCCCGAGGUGCUGUCCUCCAGCAGAGAGGCCCUGGUGGUGACCGAGAGGAGAUACCUGCGCAGGGACUGGUGCAAGACCCAGCCUCUGAGGCAGACCAUCAGUGAAGAGGGCUGCCUGAGCCGCACUGUGGUCAACCGCUUCUGCUACGGCCAGUGCAACUCCUUCUACAUCCCCCGGCACAUGGGCCCCAGCUCGGGCUCGGGCUCCGGGAGGAAGCAGCACUCCAAACUGCAGGAGCCCUUCCAGUCGUGCUCCUUCUGUCGGCCUCAGCGCAUCACACAGCUCACAGUGCAGCUGGACUGUCCCGACCUGCAGCCCCCAUUCAGGCACCGCAAGGUGCAGCGGGUCAAGCAGUGUCGCUGUAUGUCUGUGGAGGUCAGCAGCCACGGCAAACUCUGA